Molecule: messenger RNA, 759 nt
Organism: Penicillium lagena
Lineage: Eukaryota; Fungi; Ascomycota; Eurotiomycetes; Eurotiales; Aspergillaceae
Exons: 2
Coding region: 1-759 (252 amino acids)
Source: RefSeq, a predicted model, not a curated record
AUGCGCUGCCCGGCGUCCAUUCAUUGCGUCAUCCAACACCUGCCCACUCCAACUUGUCUUGUCCAACGCUCUCGACGAUAUCCCCUCCUCUACUCCAGCCCACCCUCUCUUCAGUCUCAGAAUCGCCUACUCCAUCACCUUCCAUAUUCUGCAACUAUCUCGAAACCUGCACUUCAUCCACAGCAAAACCACUACCUCCCCGCCGGACCACUACUCUCCUCAUUCUCAACCUCCACCGCCUCCACCAUGUCCUCCGACGAUGCCUACAAGUCCUUCCUGGACAAAGCAAAUGCCGACCUCGACGCUGGCCGCGCCUCAGAACCUUCCUCCACCAUCCGCACCCAGACCAUACAUACCUCCCUCAAGGUGCCUGCACCGCUGCGGUCUGUCGAUGCAUACUACGUCUCUGAGACGGAUGAGCCGUUCGAACCUGUUACUCUGAAAUGGGACGGUGCUGCGCGCGGCAGCUGGCCCAGUGCAGCUCAACUCUCUUCCCUCAUCUCCCCAGAUGCAGACCUAUCGAAAGCCAUCUCAACUCUCUCCCCCGCCUCCUUCGACCCGAAGAACCAGUAUGCCUCUGCCCUAAACGCGGUGCGAGCUGCUGCCGUUGAGAAAGCGGAGGGCGAAGACCAGUCAUCUGUUGAUGUCAAGGUGUACAGAGUGGAGCUGGAUAAGACGCGCGUCGAGUACUGGGUUCUUGCGCUGCAUGCGCCGGAGAGUCAGCUUGUCGGACUGCGCGCGAAGGCUGUUGAGUCUUAA